AUGACCUUGUCCAGCAGCCCGCGUCAAGGCUUAAAGCACCAGACUAUUUUUGCCAAAAGCAGACCAUACACUCAUACACUCACUUACUUCAGCUGGAUUGAGAGUUUUCUUUAUCACAGUCGGCACAUAAGACAUUUACAGCUUUUGUCGGCUUCUGCGAUGGCUGAAGAUUUUCUGGCUCCUUCUUCCAGCGGAGUGCAACGGAAAGAUGAGGUUGUGCACCAGGUGCAAGCAUCUCUGAGACCGGAGGCAUAUCAUGCCUUAUGUCGUCUCAUGAGAGCCGAUGAAAGCGAGAGCGAGAUUCUCGAGAAGGCACUUGUCCUGUUGGACACCUACACAGUUGUCUCCAAAGCGCUGGGCCGGCACAACACAGCAGUAAAGGCUGUCAAAGUGGUACAGCAGAUGCGAAAUGCCGGCUAUGCAGACGACUGGGCCCUGAUCCUGUGCCGCGCACUUUUCCGACAGAGAGAACGAGACCUUCGAAAAGCCUUCGCGCUUUUCGACCAGAACAAGAGCGACUGGAUCGAGAAGGCAGAAUUACGGCAGGCGUUGCCUUUGAUGGGCGAGGAGGUGCCUGACUCGAAGAUUGACGAGCUUUUCGAUCUGGUGGACAAGGACAAGCAGGGCUUGCUGGAUUUUGAAGAGUUCUGCUUCCUGGUGAAAGGCUUGAACAGUGAGGAAGGCAGUGAAGACCACGAUGCCUUCGCCGUGUUCAAGUCUUCUGCCGAGGGCACCCUUGAAGCUGUGGGGGGCGCCAUGGGUUCCAUGGCAUCGGGAACCGGCAAGGCUUGGUCAGCAGUGUCCACGGCCUGGUCUGCGGACCUACCGGGCUUGAGCCCUUUCGAAAUGCGCAAGGCCGGUGCCAUCUUGAAUAACAUGGUGGCAGCCGGAUACAGCGAAGCCAUGGCAGUAGCCAUCUGCCGUGCGCUGUUCUGCGGGCAGACCGAAAAGCAGAUGAAAAAGGCAUACAAGUUCUUCGAUUCGGAUCAGAAUGGCAGGAUCGACGUGAGCGAGCUGAAGCAAGCCUUGAAGUUGAUGGCGGAGGAUGUAAAGGAUGAGGACGUGGCGAAAAUCUUUCAGGCCGUGGACCAUGAUGGCAAUGGUGCCAUCAGCUUCGAAGAAUUUUGUGUGCUCGUCAGAGCCAUUAAAGACAAGGGCGACGAGAGUGGCCUGCUGUCCGCCGUGACGACAACUUGGGAGAAGUUCUCUUCAAGUGCGACUCCCGUGCUUGGAUGUCAUUGUGACAUGGAGUAUGCUCAUUGUGUUUUUGGAGUGGCAGGCGACUUGGCUGCUUUGGCAAUGGAAACUGGUCAGGAGAUCGGUAUGGCUGAGCAUUGCAAGGUUUCAUUGGAGCAAAGCUCCUUGGCUCCGACAACGCGAAUCGCCACACAAUCGCGUCACUGCGAUAUCUGGUCAACAAGCAUCAACAUGCGCUUAAACUGCAUGCCGCCACCUCUGUGCUUGGUUGCGCUGGCAGGCAGGUGUUCGAGCUGA
Symbiodinium necroappetens is the source of this 1494-nucleotide messenger RNA. The record is from the annotation of a GenBank genome assembly. Lineage: Eukaryota; Dinophyceae; Suessiales; Symbiodiniaceae.